Messenger RNA from Mollisia scopiformis, 885 nucleotides. RefSeq lists its product as uncharacterized. The record is from RefSeq and is a predicted model, not a curated record. NCBI's taxonomy places the organism in Eukaryota, Fungi, Ascomycota, Leotiomycetes, Helotiales, Mollisiaceae. The coding region runs from base 1 to 885 and encodes 294 amino acids. The transcript is spliced from 2 exons.
AUGUCGAGCAAGGAGACAAGCUCUAGAUCGUCUCAUGCUGGCAACUCCUCAACCACCCUCGUUCGCCAAGACGUGCAGCUCAACUUCAAAACUUCCAAUCCCUCGCGAGCCUCCAAGCCUGCAACAACCUUCCAUCUGUUCCCGAACCUCCCAGCUGAGCUCCGGAAGAAGAUAUGGGAGGCAGCCCGACCUGAACCUCGCGUAGUCAGAGUAUCUACGAAGGGUAGAGAAUGGGGAUCAACGAAAGGAAAAGUGCCAGCUCUUCUUCAUGUGUGCUUUGAAUCUCGACAAAUCGCCUUACAAUGGUACAAGCUCUCCUUCAAAGAUAGCCCCAAACUCAAUGGAGGCAUUUACUUCGACCAUUCCGUCGAUUUUGCAUACAUUAGCUGCAGGAAUUGCCAAGGACGUGGCAGGUGUUGUUCAUGGUGGAAUUGUCCUAUGAGAGCCACAAUACAGACAUUCGAAGGCCAACUGUCACGCUUGGCUAUUGAAAUCGACUUCCAGGAUGCAACUUGCCCAUAUUGGAGUUUUGUGCUAGCUGAAGAGGGAUUGUUGGUUGACUCGAAGAAGGGUCUCGCAACUGAAUCAGAAGCAAAAUUGAGUCACUUCAAGAGAGCUACGGCCGUGCCAAGGUAUUCUGGCGACCGCCAGCAUAACGACUUAUUGCGCCAGUUUUAUCUCUGGUGGAAUCGGUCCGCCCUAGCAGGUAUGUCGGACAGGACUUUGAAGAACUUGACGGCUGUGGAGUAUGAGAAGCCCAACGCAUCGGCAUCUUUCACCGUCGGCGGUCAAUUUCGGAAGAUGGUGUACAAUACUGCAAUGUUGAUUGAGCAAGAAAGACAAUCAAGUUCAACCCCGAGAGGUCGACGAGUACUGAGACGAUAG